This is a messenger RNA of Podarcis raffonei (Aeolian wall lizard), 2549 nucleotides long. RefSeq names its product argininosuccinate synthase 1 (gene ASS1). Gene Ontology annotation, molecular function: ATP binding; argininosuccinate synthase activity. NCBI's taxonomy places the organism in Eukaryota, Metazoa, Chordata, Lepidosauria, Squamata, Lacertidae. Gene Ontology annotation, cellular component: cytoplasm. Bases 108 to 1355 code for a protein of 415 amino acids. Gene Ontology annotation, biological process: L-arginine biosynthetic process; urea cycle. The record is from RefSeq and is a predicted model, not a curated record. The transcript is spliced from 15 exons.
GUGGCUGUGAUUUAUAAUCUGGGGUGGCUCUCUAGAAGAGGCACACAUAGUUCUGUGUGCUGAGUGGCACUAUUCCAUCUGUGGCAGAUUCCCUGUGGUGGGAGACAAUGUCUCAGAGCAAAGGCGUCGUGGUCCUUGCCUACAGCGGGGGGUUGGACACUUCGUGCAUCCUGGUCUGGCUGAAGGAACAAGGCUACAAGGUCAUCGCCUACUUGGCCAACAUUGGACAAGAGGAUGAUUUUGAGAAGGCAAGAAAGAAAGCACUUUCCUUGGGAGCCGAAAAGGUUUACGUUGAAGAUAUCAGCAGAGAGUUUGUGGAGGAAUUCAUCUGGCCGGCGGUCCAAGCCAACGCGAUUUACGAGGACAGAUACCUCCUGGGCACCUCACUGGCCAGGCCCUGCAUUGCCCGUAAGCAGAUGGAAAUAGCGCAGAAAGAAGGUGCCCAGUAUGUUGCCCAUGGAGCUACAGGCAAGGGUAAUGACCAAAUUCGCUUUGAGCUCACCUACUAUGCCAUCUGCCCUCAGAUCAAGAUCAUUGCUCCUUGGAGAAUGCCGGAAUUCUACAACCGCUUUCGAGGCCGAAGUGACCUCAUGGAAUAUGCCAAGGAGCAUGGCAUCCCUAUUCCAGUGACGCCCACCAAUCCAUGGAGCAUGGAUGAAAACCUUAUGCACAUCAGCUAUGAGGCCGGGAUCUUGGAGAACCCUAAGAACCAGGCACCCCCUGGCCUUUACAAAAGGACAAGAGACCCUGCUACAGCCCCAGACACUCCAGACAUCUUAGAGAUUGAAUUCAAGAAGGGUGUCCCCAUCAAGGUCACCAAUGUCGAAUACGGCACUGCUCACCAUUCGUCCCUCGAGCUCUUCGUUUACCUGAAUGAAAUUGCUGCCAGGCAUGGUGUUGGGCGCAUUGACAUCGUGGAGAACCGGUUCAUCGGAAUGAAGUCUCGAGGUAUCUACGAGACUCCGGCGGGGACCAUACUGUACCACGCUCAUUUAGACAUUGAGGCCUUCACCAUGGACCGGGAAGUGAGGAGAAUCAAGCAAGCAUUGGCCUUGAAAUUUGCUGAGCUGGUGUACAAUGGUUUCUGGUACAGCCCAGAGUGUGACUACAUCCGCCAUUGCAUUGUCCAAUCCCAAGAACUUGUGGAAGGGACGGUACAGGUCUCUGUCCUGAAAGGCAAGGUCUACAUUUUGGGAAGGGAGUCCACACAGUCCUUGUACAAUGAGGAGCUAGUGAGCAUGGAUGUCCAGGGCGAUUAUGAGCCAUCAGAUGCCACCGGCUUUAUCAACAUUAACUCCCUUCGGCUGAAGGAAUAUCAUCGACUCCAACGCAAGGUCAAAGCACAGCAGAAAUAAUAUAAUGGGUGGGGUGGGGGCUGCAGGCUUUUUCUUUUCCCACCCAGCUAACACACCUAUGUGCCACUCAGGGCUAAUUGCGGUAGUAAUUGGUAAUAGUUACUCAUCUCCCUGUGCCUUGAGGGAUCCCACAAUGGUUUUGUUACAGUCUUUUAGUGGCACCAAUGAAAUGGGAUCAAGAAAAAGGUGGUUGGUGGAAAGGCGGGAGCAUCACCACGCUUGUCAGUUUGCACACAAAUAUGUUAUUAAAAUAUCUGUGCCAUUAUUUCUGGAAUCUUAAUGAAUGGGACCUCCUUUCUUUCUGUUUUGCUUCUGACUUUUUCCCUCACACUUAUUCAGCCAAGCUGUUUUGCCAAGCUUUAGUCUUUGUCCUUUCAUACGAGUUUAAGUGCAUCUGAAGGACAUGCUGGAUUGGGCUUGCUUUUUUGUGUGUGUGGGUGGGAGGGAAGAAGCAGCAAAAGGAAAGAGGGCCCUGGACUCUACCCAAGCCCAUCGCUCCACCUGUGGGGAGACUAAAGGGAAAAUGGAAUGGGGGUGGUUGAGGGAGGUGAAGAAAUAAAAUAAUUCCUUCCAUUUUGAUCACCACUAAGAGCAUUGCUUUCUUUGUCUUUGCAUUAAUUGCAACGAGGUCUGCUUUAAUUUCACCCUUUAAAAGAAGUCCCUUUAUUAAAAUGAAUUUCUCAAUUUGUUUUUGCCUCCAACCCCCCAACCCCCCCGGCCACCGCCGCCCACAUCCCUACAGGGAUGCUUCAGUUUGAAAAUAAAAAUCAAGGUAAAAAAGGAUAGAGAAAAAUGGAGAAGGUUGCGUGGUGGGGAAAUGUGGAAUUUUUCAAUAUUCCAAUUGCAGCGUCAACUGUGGACUUGAACUGGUUCCAGAAGAGCUUGAAACAUAGAAGGAAAAACCAAUGAGAAUUAGAUUUGCUUGUGCUACUGCAAGGUACAAAAGUGUGUUUAGAGGAAAACUUAUAUCCUGCUCGGUAGAUAUUGAGCUUGAUGUCACACAGCUGAAAGGGUGUAAAACCAAGAGAGAGUAAUCUGUAACCUUCUAGGUGUUCUUGGACUCAAGCUCCCAUUGUCCCUAAAUAGGGGUGGAAAGAUUAGUCAUUUCCAGUUCUCUCAGUUUCUCAUUUUUCUGUUCUUAAAUUCAGUUUUCCACAACGCUCAAAUAAACAAAUAAUUCCUCAUGAAAAUUCA